Morus notabilis is the source of this 690-nucleotide messenger RNA. RefSeq names its product proline-rich protein 3. Bases 1 to 690 code for a protein of 229 amino acids. The record is from RefSeq and is a predicted model, not a curated record. Lineage: Eukaryota; Viridiplantae; Streptophyta; Magnoliopsida; Rosales; Moraceae. The transcript is spliced from 2 exons.
AUGGAUCGCUCCAAUAUCUCCUCCUGCCUUACCUUUAUGCUUCUUUUGUCCUCACUAUUUCUUGCCUAUGCCAUUGGCUAUGAAUACGCUCCAAAACCAGAACUCCGAAAACCAAAACCAGAAGAAAAACAAGUUCCACUUCCUCCUUAUAAUGAUCAUGAAAAACCCGAAUCAGAAGGUUUAGAAGAGAAUAUUCAACCAAAUUAUCACCAAGAAUAUGUCCCGACGAAUUCACCAAAUCAGUACUAUUAUGGUCAUGAUCAUCAUGAUGAUAAAUAUAUCAACAAUAUUGGCAUUCGAGGGCUCAUUUUAUGCCAAUCAGCAAACAAUAAAUACGCUCUAGCCGGAGCUGUGGCAAGGAUAACUUGUCUAGCGGAGGACGAGAAUGGAUAUGAGGCAGCUCCUUUCUACACUGAAAGCCAUGAGACGAAUGAAAAUGGUUUCUUCUUCGCCACGUUUUUGCUUUCGGAGGUAAUCGGAUCAGACAAGUUGAAGCUCAAAGAGUGCAGGGCUUUCCUAGAAAACUCUCCCCUGGAGACUUGCAAUGUCCCAACUGACUAUAACAAUGGCAUCACCGGCGCACUCCUCUCGUCGCCUCGCUUCCUACCGGAGAAGUUGAUGACGCUGUAUACCAUUGAACCUUUCAUCUAUACCUCGGAAUCUUCUUCAGUCCCUGAUGGCCAUUAUUAG